Molecule: messenger RNA, 647 nt
Organism: Chenopodium quinoa (quinoa)
Lineage: Eukaryota; Viridiplantae; Streptophyta; Magnoliopsida; Caryophyllales; Amaranthaceae
Exons: 2
Coding region: 123-506 (127 amino acids)
Source: RefSeq, a predicted model, not a curated record
UUCCAAAAGCAAAACCAAUCAUUCAAUGAAGUAGUUUCGUACUUAGUUCUCAAACUAACUUUAAAUAACUUUCAUCAAAGUAAAAAUUAUACUCACCCAAUCAAGAAAAAAAAAAAUUAAACAUGAAACUUGUUUUUGUGUUCUUCAUCAUUUCCUUUCUAGCCUUCUCAAAUUUGAUAUCAGUAGCCAAAUCCAGCUCCCCAGCUAAUCAUGAUGCAUCUUUUAAAGAUGAGACAAUAGUAAAUAAGACGUCAUGCAAUAAUGGACAACAACUUUCUUCUAAUGAAAAUGGUAACAAAGUUACAAAUAAUAACAUUGAUUGGGGAAAUCAUGCCAUCCAUGCCUACCGGAGACAGGGUGGUCGUGGCGGCAGAGGCACCGGCGGUGGUGGUAAUCUAAACAAUCGUGCUCCUACGACUCGUAAAAGCAAUGCAGCACCAUGGCUUGUCAACAAUUGUUUCUUCUUUGCUUAUGUUACCUUUGCCUACCUUGUUUUUCAGAUUUGAUUAUCUUUUGAUGUGUAAUUGCUGUAAUAUUUAGACAAAUUUGUUAAUCCUUAAUUAAGAUGGACUCUCUUCUGUUUUAUUUCAUAUAAUUGUUUGAUCAAUUUUGUAUUUUUAUUUUGUAAUGGGUGUUAACUACAUACA